Molecule: messenger RNA, 2408 nt
Organism: Fukomys damarensis (Damara mole-rat)
Lineage: Eukaryota; Metazoa; Chordata; Mammalia; Rodentia; Bathyergidae
Gene: Ttyh2
Product: tweety family member 2
Exons: 14
Coding region: 1-1605 (534 amino acids)
Cellular component (GO): plasma membrane
Molecular function (GO): volume-sensitive chloride channel activity; intracellularly calcium-gated chloride channel activity
Source: RefSeq, a predicted model, not a curated record
AUGUCGGCGGCGCGCGUGGACUACAUCGCGCCCUGGUGGGUCGUGUGGCUGCACAGCGUCCCGCACUUCAGCCUGCGCCUGCAGCCGGUGGACAGCACCUUCAACCCCCGCGACAAGAGUUACCAGGAGUCACUGCUGCUCCUGGGGCUGCUGGCUGCCAUCUGCCUGGGCCUGAACCUCGCCUUCCUGAUCACUUACCUGGUGUGCACCUGCUGUUGCCGGCGGGACCAUGCAGUGCAGACCAAGCAGCGCAGCUCCUGCUGCAUCACCUGGACGGCAGCAGCGGCUGGGCUCAUCUGCUGUGCUGCGGUGGGCGUUGGUUUCUAUGGAAACAGCGAGACCAACGAUGGCGCGUACCAGCUGGAGAACUCCCUGGACAAUGCGAACCACACCUUCUCUGGGAUCGACAAAUUGGUGUUCGAGAAUGCCCAAAGGAUGAAGGUGGACCUGGAACAGCACCUGGCCCGUCUCAGUGAGAUCUUUGCUGCCCGAGGUGACUAUAUCCAGACCCUAAAGUUCAUACAGCAGAUGGCAGGCAACGCUGUUUCACAGCUGUCCAGGCUGCCUGUGUGGAGGGAGGUCACCCUGCAGCUGACCGAGCUGUCGAACCAGACCACCUACGUGGAGUACUACAGGUGGCUCUCCUACCUCCUGCUCUUCAUCCUGGACCUGGUCAUCUGCCUCGUCACCUGCCUGGCACUGGCCAAACGCUCCAAAUGUCUCCUGGCCUCGAUGCUGUGCUGUGGGAUGAUAGCACUGCUCCUCAGCUGGACCUCCCUGGCCGCCGAUACCGCUGCAGCAGUAGGCACCAGUGACUUCUGUAUGGCCCCUGACAUCUUCAUCCUGAACAAUACACAAGGCCAGAUCAGCCCAGAAGUGACCCGCUACUACCUGUAUUGCAGCCAGAGUGUGAGCAGUCCCUUCCAGCAGGUGUUGACUGUCCUCCAGCGCUCGAUGACCUCCAUGCAGAUCCAGGUCACGGGGCUGCUGCAGGUCACUGUGCCCCUCUUCCCCACGGCAGAGAAAGAUCUCCUCGAAAUCCAGCUCCUGCUGAACUCCUCGGAGACCAGCCUUCACCAACUGACGGCCAUGCUGGAUUGCCGAGGGCUGCACAAGGACUACCUGGAUGCCCUCACUGGCAUCUGCUACGACGGCAUCGAGGGCCUGCUCUUCCUUGGCCUCUUCUCCCUCCUGGCCGCCCUGGCCUUCUCCACGCUCAUCUCUGCAGGGCCACCGGCCUGGAAGCACUUCACCAGCAGGGAUCGAGACUAUGAUGACAUUGAUGACGAUGACCCCUUCAACCCCCAAGCACGGCGUAUCGCGGCCCACAACCCACCGAGGGGGCAGCUACACAGCUUCUGCAGCUACAGCAGUGGCCUGGGGAGCCAGAGCAGCCUGCAGCCCCCCACCCAGACCAUCUCUAAUGCCCCGGUCUCCGAGUACAUGAACCAGGCCGUGCUCUUUGGUGGGAACCCUCGCUACGAGAACGUGCCGCUCAUCGGGAGAGGCUCCCCACCGCCCACAUACUCCCCCAGCAUGAGGGCCACCUACAUGUCCGUGGCAGAUGAGCACUCGAGGCACUACAGCGGUGAAUUUCCAGCCUAAAAGACUUCUGGAUUCCUGUUGCCGCCUUCCUGUUUGGUUUUUAACAAAUGCGCACACAAGGUGCAUUGCUCUAAUGGAAACCAAAGACACCCGGAGACCGGCGGACUCCUGUGGCUGCAGAGGCACUGCUGAGACUUCUGACCGAAGUCCUCGGUGGACAGAAGGCCAUGACCCAGGCCUCUCUCCUGCCCGCUCUCUACCCCAGGGCGCCGCCCCACCAGCUGGUGGGGAAUGGCAUCGAGGAGGGAGCCGCCAGGCACUGCCAGCCUGAGAGCUGAAUCCCCUGCUUCUUGUCAACUCGGCCGAAAGCCCAGGCAGCCCCUCCCGAGUCACCUCUGCCCCCAUUAGCAGGUGACAGUGGGAAGGGCUUACCCGGAGGCGAGUGUAGGGGAGACAGUGUCCCUGAUGAGUCCAGAACCCUGUCCAAAUCUGAGUUCCUGGGCCACCUGGACUCCGCCUGGGCCCUGGAGGCCUCUGCAGCUGGUGGCCCAGGGUAUCGCAGCAGAAAGCCUGCCAUGUUCUGCCCAUCCUUGCGUCCCCAGCUGAUGGUCUCAGGUAUGGACAAAUACUUCACUCUUUUUCCCGGUGUUUCAAAAGUUUGGUGAUCCGAAGAAUCUCAACUCAUAGCUCACCCAGUUUUUACCAUAGAUUUGGGGCCCCAUUCCGUAAGCUGGCUUUUUCACUACUGUUGUAGGUUUUUGCUGGCACCAGCCAGUUUAUUACAGGUCAGGAGGAGAGAAGCCGGGCGUGGUGGCGCACGCCUGUAAUCCCAGCACUCGGGAGGCUGAGGCAGGAGGAUCGUU